AUGCUUUUAACAAUCUUUUUUAUCAAUCUUUAUAGUGAGGGAACAUUAUAUUCCACCUCUUUCUAUCGCUAUCACUCUCAAUUUUCCUUUCUUCCUCCUCCUCUCUCUCUCUCUCUCUCUCUCUCUCUCUCUCUCUAUCUAUCUAUCUAUCUAUCUAUCUCUUUCGGUCUUAAAUAUUUGCUACUCUGCCUCUCUUUUUCUUUUUUCUUUCUUUUCUUUCCUUUUACUUUCUCUCUUUCUCUGAAUAACUCAUCCUCCUCUCUUAAAAUUCCUCCUCAUACUCUCCUACUUGUUACUCUCUCUAUCUUCUCUCUUUUUUCCCCCUUUCUCUCUCUUUCUCUUAAUCAUUCCUUCUCCCUUAAAAUUGUCUUUACUCUCCUACGUAUAAUGCGAAAAGUCGCUACUUCCUCUUCCUCUCUCUUUUUCCAGCGUGUGCCUUCCCCCCCCUCUCUCUCUCUCUCUCUCUCUCUCUCUCUCUCUCUCUCUUAA
Messenger RNA from Acanthosepion pharaonis, 489 nucleotides. Lineage: Eukaryota; Metazoa; Mollusca; Cephalopoda; Sepiida; Sepiidae. The record is from the annotation of a GenBank genome assembly.